This is a messenger RNA of Mitosporidium daphniae, 219 nucleotides long. RefSeq lists its product as uncharacterized. Lineage: Eukaryota; Fungi; Microsporidia. Gene Ontology annotation, biological process: regulation of proteolysis; protein neddylation; modification-dependent protein catabolic process. Gene Ontology annotation, cellular component: nucleus; cytoplasm. Bases 1 to 219 code for a protein of 72 amino acids. The record is from RefSeq and is a predicted model, not a curated record. Gene Ontology annotation, molecular function: protein tag activity; ubiquitin protein ligase binding. The transcript has 2 exons.
AUGGAAUUGCACCUUCCUCAACAUAAGAUUCUCAAAUUGAAGGAAAAAAUUGAGGAAAAGGAAAGAAUCCCACCUCAGCAGCAAAGGUUGAUAUAUGGAGGCAAACAGAUGUAUAUCCCUUCAACGCUUUAUCGUAGGAAUGAUGAUAAGAUUGCCUCAGAUUACCAUAUUGAGGGGGGCUCCGUAUUGCAUCUGGUUUUGGCUUUGAGAGGCGGCUAA